Messenger RNA from Lineus longissimus, 1693 nucleotides. RefSeq names its product NAD-dependent protein deacylase sirtuin-6-like. The record is from RefSeq and is a predicted model, not a curated record. The transcript has 7 exons. Gene Ontology annotation, biological process: negative regulation of transcription by RNA polymerase II. NCBI's taxonomy places the organism in Eukaryota, Metazoa, Nemertea, Pilidiophora, Heteronemertea, Lineidae. Gene Ontology annotation, cellular component: nucleus. The coding region runs from base 59 to 1429 and encodes 456 amino acids. Gene Ontology annotation, molecular function: NAD+ binding; histone H3K9 deacetylase activity, NAD-dependent; transcription corepressor activity.
GUAAAAUCAUAACACUACAGUAGAGUAGUUCUUCAGUGACAUCUUUUCAUGGGACACCAUGUCUGUCAACUACGCCACUGGUUUGUCAUCAUAUGAAUUCAAGGGGAAGUGCGGUCUUCCUGAGAAGUUUGAUUUGGACGAAGAAGUUGAAGAGAAGGUUCAAAAGGUGGCGGAGUGGAUCAAGAACAGCAAGCAUUUAGUCGUUCAUAGUGGAGCUGGGAUCAGCACAGCGGCUGGGAUCCCUGACUUCAGAGGACCAAAUGGUGUAUGGACAUUAGAAGAGAAAGGGGAAGAACCCAAUGUGAAUGUGACUUUUGAGAGUGCCCAACCAACUCUUACACAUAGGGCAAUCUUGGGACUUGAAUCUGCAGGGUUUGUGAAAUACGUCAUCAGUCAAAAUGUAGACGGGAUGCAUCUUCGGUCUGGAUUCCCGAGGAACCGUCUUUCAGAGUUGCACGGGAAUAUGUUUGUGGAGGAAUGCGACAAGUGUAAAACACAGUACUUGAAUCUGACUUGCUCACCCACGAUGGGUAAGAAGUGGACGGGGAGGAUGUGCUCACAGGUCAAGUCACGUGGACAAUGCAGGGGUCGUCUUCAUGAUACCAUCCUGGACUGGGAGGACAAUCUUCCAAAAUAUGACUUGGAUAGAGCAGAUGAACACGCCAAAAAAGCUGAUGUAAGCCUUUGUUUGGGAACGUCCUUACAAAUUGUCCCCAGCGGAAAUCUUCCGCUUGGGGCAAAGAAGAAUGGUGGAAAGCUGGUGAUAGUCAAUCUACAGCCGACGAAGCAUGAUAAAAAGUGUGACCUCAAAAUCAACACAUAUGUGGAUCUGGUCAUGGAAAGAUUAUGUGAACUACUUGAGGUUAAGAUACCAAAAUUCGAAAGAGUACACUAUAAUUUGACUUCCAUUCAUACUAAUAGUAAGGAAAAGAAGCCGAAUGUUGUGUUAUGUGAUGCAGAGGUUUUCAACGAUUCUUUAAAGGACAACACUAUCGGUGAAGGAAAACGAUCAAAUGGCUUGGAGCAGAUGUCACUUCCUGAUGCAAUGAAAAAUGAACAUAAUGGAGAGAUUUCGAAUCAUGUGAAAAAACAGUGCACUGAUUUUUCAAAUGCAGUCAAGUCUGAACAUUCUGAAAGAAAUCAGGUUAAGACUGAACUAGUUUCAACGAAUGAGACCAGGGCUGAACUGGUAUCAAAUGAUGCCAAAACUGAACUAUAUGUUAGCAAUUCACUGGGGGUAAAACAUGUAAAAACUGAGGUAAAGGUGUUGGAGACACCUCUAGAAAGAGAGGAUAACGAUGUGCAAUUAGAAAACAUGUCACAUUCCAGUGUAUUUGGAGAGAAUAGGACAAAUGGUCUCUUCUUUGACACAUCAGGUGAACCUAAAUGCAAGGUCCCGAAAGUAGAUAUGAAUGAAUUACUCUCAUGAAAAAGUCUCUUUUCACAUGUAACAAUAGGCAAGAUUUAAAGAGUUAGUAGAUUAGAGCCACAUUGCUUUUCAUUUCUGUAGUCACAGCGAGCAUUUAAAACAACCCAGAAACUUCUGAGCAGAUAUCUGGUCGUAUAUGACUUCUAUGGGCCCAUUUACGUUUGGCUGGCCAUUAAAGGCCAAACUGAGUGGGGGAAAAUUUGUAGCUGUGAUGGAGUCAACCUCUAACCAUAGACAGAUCUCAUCCAUGUCAAUGUUGCAAUA